AUGAUUUUUGUCAAGCGUAAAUCACAAAUAGAUGGAUUGGAGUUGCUUGAUGCCUCUCGUCAGCAACAAAAUUUCGAACUUGUUGAUGAGUUAAAUUUACAGGUACAGAAAAAGCCGCGAUAUUAUUCACAGACAAUAUCAGGAACAGAAAAUCCCAAAAAGCGACCAGCCGAAAAAGUUAUUACACCUCUUCCCGACCUUCGUGAUCGCUCUCCUCCAUCUUAUAAAAGUGUAGAUAAUUAUUUUGAUGAUUAUAACGAAGAACCAAUCGAGGUUGAGGAUGUAUCAACUGAGACCUCUCCAUCAAAUGGCCGUUAUGAAUCUAACGUAGGGAUUAUACGCGAUGAAAAAAAUAAUUCUUUUAUAACACAAACAGGGGAAGAUUUGACGAAAUAUAAGUUCGCCUUUUCAUGGAGUCACACGAUUGAUAAAGUUGUCGUAAAUAAGGCCUCUGAAAAUGACUGGUUAACACAGGAUGGAUACAACAUCUCUAUCGAUUUUCGUAAGUUUCAAGCAGAAUCAAUCAAAAAAUUGGAAAUUAAUCCGACUUUAUCAUAUGCGAAAGAAAUUGAUAUGAUAUUGUGUUUAUCAUCGAUUAUGUAUUGCAAUGAACUUAAACCAGAAUAUGUUGGAUGUUCUGAAAAGACAUGGAAUGAUGCUCGUCCAAGAUCAUUAACCCCGAAGGAGUUGCCAACAGUUGCUGACUUACUUUUGAAUGACAAACAAUCACUUAAUACAAAGUGGCGUAACAAUUGGGAAAAAGGGAAUACAUUAUUAACAGACGAAGACAAAGACAUCUUUGACUGUGUGCAGAUAGUUUCGAGAAAUUUCUUUACCUAUUUAUCAUCGGUGAGUUAUGAUGAGAAUAAAAAUUUGGACGAAGAUACAUUCAUCCAUCGAUACUGUCAUCAAAUACUGGAAGAAAUAUUCAAUAAAACCGAACUCUCAUUAGUUUGGGCUAAUGGGGAAUCUGAAAGUUCUAAAGAGAGACGUGCAUUGGAUGGUCAUAACCAUGGCAGAAAACCAGACUUCCGGAUCCUCUCAAAGAUCGAGUACGCUGAUGACCUUAAAGGGGAGUUCAUAUUUGGUGAGAUAAAACCACCUCAUUGCCCUAUUUCCAUAAACAAAAGUAUAGUUAAAUUAGCAGAGUUCAUGAAAGGGUCUUUGGAUUUUAUUAUUAAUAUUUAUGGCUAUCUGACUGGCUUGGAAACCUAUGGAAGCGAAAUUAAGAUUUUUAGUAUCGAUUUGCUAUAUGAUGGUCUAUAUCGUUGUAAUCUAUUAUCGAAGGUAUUAUUCCCGACGGAAAGUGCAAAUUUUUUAAACAUUAUAACUGUAGUAUCUACCCUAUAUUCACUAUUGGAAAGGGCAAGAUCUACUAUUAAUAUUAUAAAUUCAUCUCAAGUAACACCUGAAUUAUCCUCCUCCCGUCACUCAUAUUGUCGAAAUUCGAAUUCAUCACCUAAAAAAAUACGUGUUCCGAUAGUCAGAGUUAAACAAUAA
Molecule: messenger RNA, 1500 nt
Organism: Acaulospora morrowiae
Lineage: Eukaryota; Fungi; Glomeromycota; Glomeromycetes; Diversisporales; Acaulosporaceae
Source: the annotation of a GenBank genome assembly